Messenger RNA from Ogataea angusta, 531 nucleotides. RefSeq lists its product as uncharacterized. NCBI's taxonomy places the organism in Eukaryota, Fungi, Ascomycota, Pichiomycetes, Pichiales, Pichiaceae. Gene Ontology annotation, biological process: intracellular sterol transport. Gene Ontology annotation, molecular function: sterol binding. The transcript has a single exon. The record is from RefSeq and is a predicted model, not a curated record. The coding region runs from base 1 to 531 and encodes 176 amino acids.
AUGCUUUUCCCUGUGCCUCUAGUGUUUUUGCUCUCCCUUGCCAGCUGUCUUUCGCUUAGCCCAUUCGCUUUCCCAGGCCAGGACACCAAGCCCGUUCCGGGCGACUCUCCCCUUCUUCUGUGCGACUCGUCGUCCCCUCAACUCCUCAAGCUGACUCAUGUGGAUGUAUCGCCUAACCCUCCAGAACGCGGAACCAACCUGACUAUCGUUGCCAGAGGGGACCUUUCGAAGCAGGUUGACGAGGGCGCCUAUGUUGAGGUGGAUGUCACUUACGGAUACAUUAAAUUAUUGCACCAGACUUACGAUCUUUGCGAGGAGUUGCCUAAUGUCGAUAUGGAGUGUCCUCUCAAGAAGGACAGCUACGAUCUGACCAAGAUUGUCGAGAUCCCCAACGAGGUUCCGCCAGGAACAUACACAGUGAUUGCAAGGGCAUUCACCGCCGAUGACGAGCUGAUUACUUGCUUGACCGGCAGUGUUGCGUUCCCCCCAUACGGCUCGAAAAACUUGCUAAGAUUCCUGCUGCAAAAUUAG